Messenger RNA from Trichophyton benhamiae CBS 112371, 993 nucleotides. RefSeq lists its product as uncharacterized. The transcript has 2 exons. NCBI's taxonomy places the organism in Eukaryota, Fungi, Ascomycota, Eurotiomycetes, Onygenales, Arthrodermataceae. The record is from RefSeq and is a predicted model, not a curated record. Bases 1 to 993 code for a protein of 330 amino acids. Gene Ontology annotation, molecular function: S-adenosylmethionine-dependent methyltransferase activity.
AUGGUCAACAUUGCCUUCAGCCAAGUGCCAGGAAAUUUUAUGAAGGUAGAUAUGAGAAUGUAUGAGCCUGGAUGCACGUUUGAUGGUGUGUUUGCGAUUCUCUCCCUCUUCCGGCUUUCGCCUGGCGAAAUAUACUCGAUGUGCUGCAAGUUUUCUGAAUGGCUGAAGCCCGGUGGGUAUUUGGUUAUUGGGGUGACCCCGAGUACAGACCUACCGCCGGGUGGGUACAUUCAUGACUCCACAUGGGAUUGCACGCGACAAAUGGGGAAGCCAUGGAUGAACCACUACAGCGACGAAUUGGUUUUUUUUUUUUUUUUUUCUGAGGAGCGAUGGAAGAGAAUUCUCCGAAGCGUUGGGUUCGAGAUUGAGUCAGAGUCUCGCUAUUCCUUCACCCCAAAAGAUCUAGAGUUCAAUCACGCAGAGAUUCACUAUCUUCAACUAGCAAGAAAGGUUGAAAACCACCCGCUUCUAGGGCCAUAUCCGCGGCCGACUAAAGCUGAACUACAUCGAAUGCCCCGUGCUGCUACUCCGCCGAGGGCCUACAUGCUAAAAAAACAGUUCACGAGACUGCAAGACUGGGUGAGCACCAAGCCAAACAUUCGCAUGUUUGACGGUACUAUAGAAAAGCUGCCAUUCUCGACAGAACAGUUCGACAUUGUCUUGGUAUCGUGGCAACUUGAGUUUGCCGCGGGCAUGGAAGCAGCGUUGGGAAAGAUUUUGCGUGUUACCAGAAAGAACAAUUCAUCUCGGAUACUGGUCAUCCAGGGAGCACCAGAUAAUGAACUUAUCCGCUUUCUUAACACGACUUCCGGGCUUCCCAACGUACAACACCAAGGUUUUCUUCUCCAUUUUGCCAAAGAGUACUUUGCAAGGCAUGGAUUUGUCAAGGCUACCAUGAGCCAUAUCAAGCACACCAUAUCUUCCCCGACGAAGAUAUAUCCAAGAGAUGCAGAGCAGCUGUUGAUCUCCUUGCUGGGAACAUGGUUUCCGUAG